This is a messenger RNA of Anoplopoma fimbria (sablefish), 1850 nucleotides long. RefSeq names its product small integral membrane protein 13 (gene smim13). The transcript has 2 exons. The record is from RefSeq and is a predicted model, not a curated record. Bases 452 to 718 code for a protein of 88 amino acids. Lineage: Eukaryota; Metazoa; Chordata; Actinopteri; Perciformes; Anoplopomatidae.
CAGGAGUCAAAUGAAACUUGCGCAGGCGCAGUUUGAAUCGGUUUCAUGACGCUGAAUUUGUUGUCUUAACCCAGUUACUGUAUCUGCUGCUCUGUCUAUGUCAUAACUAUCAAAACCAUAUUGCAGUUAUGUAGCACACAGAAGACGGACAUUACACUGCUGUGACAAGCUAACGUUAGCUAAUGCUACAGCACGUCUGUGAAACUACUGCGACUCCGUUUGUUAACCAGCUAGCUAACUAACUUAGCUAGCUAGCCCGAAGCUAGCAACCAAGCUGGUGUGCGAUGUGCUGCUGUUUGUUUUUCUCUCUCUCUGGUCUAAGGCCAGCCAUCUAACUCAGCUGCCAGGAGGCUAACCGAGCUAGCCAGCUACGUAUUUCUUUCUGUGUGAAACAGAAAAUACAACGCAGCCACCUCCUUAUGCUGGUGUGGCCAUCAAGAGUCCAGCUAAGAUGUGGCAAAGUGUCGGGCUCACACUGCUGGUCAUUGUGGCCACACUUGUGUGUGCGCUGCUCUUCAUGCUGUUCGGUUGGUAUGUAGUCUGGCAGCUCUUCUUGUCCAAGUUCAAGUUCCUGCGUGAACUCAUUGGGGACGCCAGCACCCCUCAGGCCGAACCGCAGCCGUCCGAAACCAAGAGUGAACGCACAGCGAGCGCCCCAACGCGAAAUCGGCCUAGGACCGCACGCCAAAGAGUCGCCUCUCCGGAAAGCACUUCAUAGAUGACCUACUGCGUAUUCCCUCCUGACCCCUAUCUCACAGCGACUGCCCUUCAGCCCUCUACAAACACCGUGUGUGAUCAUCAGAAGGUAUUCCCAACGACCCCUGUGUGUUCUACACUACACAAGGACCUUGUGGACACUCAGUAGUCAGCCCUCCUCUUCACCAAGACACUUUAAACUGACCAGGCAGAUCUCCUGGUUUCAAAGGGAAAAGCCAUUACUGUCACCUGUUCAUAUGUUUAAUUAUGUCUUGAGCAGCGAGUCUGGUCCUCCUGUUUUUCCUGCAAUAGUGACAAGCUGGCUCUCACGAGCGGCCAUGCUGCUUCCUGCCGCCCACAUGGAGUGUGAAGAUGCUCCAUCACACAAAGAGAGACGUGUUAUCUCUCUUUAAAGUACGUGUUUUAAUCUUGUGUUUUUAACAGAAUGAAGUCCUACUUUGUACAACGUAAGGCAGAUAAAUGUUAAAAAAAGAAAGAGCUCGUCUGCAUCAUUUCAAAAAGAACAACUGAAGACAAACUGAAACGGCGAUUUGUACAACUGACCAUUAUCUUUUCUUUAACAGUGAAAUGAAAGAAAUGUUUAGGCUGUCAUUUUGUUGUUUCUCGCACAUUAUAGUUAUGGACUACCAUCCACGAGGUGGAAAACUGUCUGCCUAGUAGAUAACGCCCAAAGCCUCCAAGACGACGAGGGCAAAUAACUUUAUUCCAGUUGUGUAAAAUGUGACCUUUUUUCUUGCUACUUCUCCUUCACCCUUUUUUAUUUUAAUUUUAUAGAUUUAUACUUGAAGAGGAGGAAGGAGAACGUUUUAAGGAAAUGUUGGUGUAUAAAACACAAUGUUAGCUCCUCUCUAGGAGCAAUGGAGCAGCCCUCUCCUGUUCCCCGUGCCUCCGUCUGCACCAGUGCCUGUCUAGAUGGCAUCCACUGUUUGCCACAUGGCCUCCUUUUUGUACAGCCCACGGUAACUUGGUUUAUCACUACAGGGCAAAUCAAUGCUGACCUAAUCAAUAUUUAUGUAUUAUUCUCCCUUCCACAAAACUCAUGUAACUGUUGCAACUUUUUAUUUUUUAUCAGCAGUUCUUUUCUUCUUCAGUGGAGCAGUAGCUUCAAAUAAAUAAUGUCAUGAAUAUAAUGA